GGCGGCCAUAUUGAUUGACAGUUUGCGCAUGUCACGAGAAACACGUUGUACAGAAAGAAGUUGUCAAGUUGACUGUGUGAGCUACAAUGAAUUGAAAGAUUAUUUUGUCGGUUAUUUUAAAUCAAAAUUCUCAUCAUUUUAUCGAAAAAUAUACAAAAAGAGAUAAUGACUUCUGGUGAUACAAGACGAAUUCUAGCCCAAUUUAAAAGCGAAAAUGGUGACCUCGUUGGGACGCCAUUUGACUUGCCACUGGAUACAACUGCUCAUAAAUUACAACUAGUUUGCCAGGCUUUGCUUUCUCAGGACAAGGAUAUGGUGUAUUCAUUUUUCAUCAAUGGAUGUGAAAUUACAAACAGCAUUGAUGAUGUCAUGCAGCCGGAAACUAUGGAAACUGAGAAAAUGGUUGAGAUUGUAUACCAACCGCAAGCGGUCUUCCGUGUUCGUGCUGUCAGUAGGUGCACAAGCACCAUUGCAGGUCAUUCAGAGGCAGUCAUUUCACUUGCAUUUAGUCCAUGUGGAAGAUAUCUGGCUAGUGGUUCCGGGGAUACAACUGUUAGAUUUUGGGAUUUGACAACAGAAACACCACAGUUCAUUUGCCAAGGUCACAGGCAUUGGGUGUUGUGUAUUGCUUGGUCAUGUGAUGGGACCAAAUUAGCAUCUGGCUGUAAAAAUGGGGAGAUAAUUCUGUGGGACCCAAAAACAGGUUUGCAGCUUGGGAAAAGUUUGAAAGGUCAUCGUCAAUGGAUCACGGCAUUAAGUUGGGAGCCAUUGCAUAGAAAUCCUUGUCGAAUGUUGGCUAGCAGUUCUAAGGAUUGCACUGUCAAAAUAUGGAAUACCAUAGCCAGUAAACUAUCAAUGACAUUAUCUGGUCAUGUGCAAUCAGUGACAUCUGUAAAAUGGGGUGGAGAAGGAUUAAUUUACACUGCAUCACAGGACAGAACUAUCAAAGUUUGGACAGCAAACACUGGAAUGUUGUGUCGUACACUUCAAGGGCAUGGUCAUUGGGUGAACACAAUGGCCUUGAAUACAGACUAUGCAAUAAGAACUGGUGCUUUUGACCCAAUCAACAUCCCAAACAAUGAAAGUUUGCCAUGUUCAAAAUCUAUCCAUCAAGACGAACUAAAACAGAGAGCUAUUAAAAGAUAUAUUGAACUAAAGGGAGGAAAAAGUGAAAAACUUGUUUCAGGCUCGGAUGAUUUCACUCUGUUUCUCUGGGAGCCUGGAGAGAGUAAAAAACCAUUAGCAAGAAUGACAGGUCAUCAAGCUUUGAUCAAUGAAGUUCUGUUCUCGCCUGACGGUCGAAUUAUUGCAAGCGCAUCUUUUGAUAAAUCCAUUAAAUUAUGGGAUGGAAACUCUGGAAAGUUUCUAACAUCUUUACGUGGUCACGUGAGCUCAGUAUACCAGAUAGCGUGGUCGGCUGACUGUCGUUUACUGGUCAGUGGAAGUGCGGAUAGUACACUGAAGGUGUGGAAUGUAAAAACAAGAAAGUUGGAAGAAGAUCUACCAGGUCAUGCUGACGAGGUGUACAGUGUUGAUUGGAGCCCAGAUGGAACACGUGUUGCCAGUGGCGGUAAAGACAAAGUCUUAAAAAUAUGGCGAUCCUGAGCAAUUUGAUACGAAACAGUGAAGUGAUAAUAUUAAUUCAUUACUGAUUGAGUCAUUUUCACGGUUUGACCAAUAAACGAGUAAAAAAACUAUGUCGCCGUAUGAACCAUUAACUGGAGAGUCAGGCAGUGGAUCGGGCGAUGGCAGUGGAUCAUAUGAUGGUAGUGGAUCAGGUGAAUAUAGUGGAUCUGGAGAUUGGGAUGAUGCUCCCCUAUAUCCAAGAUCCUUCAUGAUAUUUUUGUGUAUCGUAGCUGGAAUCAUAGUUGUUGUGAAUAGUUUCAUCGUCGUGCUAGUCUGGCGAAAUAGAAAACUU
This is a messenger RNA of Xenia sp. Carnegie-2017, 1918 nucleotides long. RefSeq names its product notchless protein homolog 1-like. NCBI's taxonomy places the organism in Eukaryota, Metazoa, Cnidaria, Anthozoa, Malacalcyonacea, Xeniidae. Gene Ontology annotation, molecular function: protein binding. The record is from RefSeq and is a predicted model, not a curated record. Gene Ontology annotation, cellular component: nucleolus. The transcript has 17 exons. Gene Ontology annotation, biological process: ribosomal large subunit assembly; Notch signaling pathway. Bases 166 to 1605 code for a protein of 479 amino acids.